Messenger RNA from Cynocephalus volans (Philippine flying lemur), 516 nucleotides. RefSeq names its product large ribosomal subunit protein uL22-like. Gene Ontology annotation, cellular component: cytosolic large ribosomal subunit; ribosome. The transcript has a single exon. The record is from RefSeq and is a predicted model, not a curated record. Gene Ontology annotation, biological process: cytoplasmic translation. Gene Ontology annotation, molecular function: structural constituent of ribosome. Bases 1 to 516 code for a protein of 171 amino acids. Lineage: Eukaryota; Metazoa; Chordata; Mammalia; Dermoptera; Cynocephalidae.
AUGGUUCACUAUUCACUUGAUCCAGAAAACCCCACAACAUCAUGCAAAUCAAGAGGUUCAAAUCUUCAUGUUCACUUUAAGAACACCCAUGAAACUACCCAAGCCAUCAAGGGUAUGCGUAUCCAAAAAGCCACCAAGUAUCUGAAAGAUGUCACUUUACAGAAGCAAUGUGUACCUUUCCAGCAUUACAAUGGUGUAGUUGGUAUGUGUGCCCAGGACAAACAGUGGGGUUGGAUGCAGGGUCAGUGGCCCAAAAAGAGUGCUGAAUUUUUGCUGCAUGUGCUUAAAAAUGCAGAGAGUAAUGCUAAACUGAAGAGUUUAGAUGUACAUUCUCUGGUCACUGAGCAUAUCCAGGUGAACAAAGCACCCAGAAUGCGCCACCACACUUACAGAGCUCAUGGUCAGAUUAACCCAUACGUGAGCUCACCCUGCCACAUCGAGAUGAACCUUACUGAAAGGAACAAAUUCAGUAAGAGGAGGUUGCACAGAAGAAAAAGAUAUCGCAGAAGAAACUGA